Messenger RNA from Dunckerocampus dactyliophorus (ringed pipefish), 16175 nucleotides. RefSeq names its product F-box and leucine-rich repeat protein 17 (gene fbxl17). Lineage: Eukaryota; Metazoa; Chordata; Actinopteri; Syngnathiformes; Syngnathidae. Gene Ontology annotation, molecular function: protein binding. The transcript is spliced from 11 exons. The record is from RefSeq and is a predicted model, not a curated record. Bases 220 to 2166 code for a protein of 648 amino acids. Gene Ontology annotation, biological process: SCF-dependent proteasomal ubiquitin-dependent protein catabolic process. Gene Ontology annotation, cellular component: SCF ubiquitin ligase complex.
UGCGGAAGUGUUUUCAAGAGCAGCAACAGCAGCACAGCCGCAGCUGCCACUGUUUGGGUAAACGCGUCGCUGUUACCCUAGCAGGCUUCCUUGCCUCCUCUUCUCUCCUCUGCGUGGCUUGUCAGCGUGCAUCUGGACCAGGCAGAAGAGGACUAUUAUGUGAGCUCUGCGCCAAGUUGUGGGAGCACCGUGCAAACUGAGUUUUUUUGAGUCAUCUAUAUGGGCCAUCUUCUCUCGAAAAAUGGUUACCGCCUGAAGAAGAGGUCUCGCAAGCAGCAUCACAAGAAGAAGAAGAAGAGGAACUGUUUCCUGCAGGGGCCUUGCAUGCUCUGCUUCAUCGUCCACAGUGGUAGCAGCAGCAGCAGCAUCAGCAGCAGCGGCGGCGGUGUUGUCGGUGGCCUCCACGACGACAACGACCCAUUGGAGCCCACCGGCGUCAACGGCAAUAACAGCGGCAUCGGCGCAGCGGUAGCUGCCUCCAAGCUCGCAGAGCGGUACGUGACGCUCGCUUCUCCUGAGGACUGCUCCAAGUUCCUGCUCACUUCGCCAGAGUUAACUAUUUGGGAGGGCCAGGGGAGGAGCCUGUUGUCAGCAGUUCCGGCUAAACUGAUUCCACCGCCUGCUCUGUUUCGGACUGCUGGCGUGUCUGUGACUGUACCCAUUCCUGUGCCUGUACCUGACUACACCGAGAUGGUGUGUAAGAGGAAGUGUUCAGAGGUCCAGAGGUGCACCCCUUGCAACAAGCAGCCACGCUGUGCCUUUGCUGCCCCCGAUGGGGGCUUGGAGAACGGCGGAGUGGGAGGAAGUGCUGGAGAGGCUUCUACGAACUCUGAAACUGGCCACUGCCACCUUCCACUCUGCGCACUUCCCUCUUGCUCCUCCUCCUCGUCUUCUCCAUCCUCCUCCUCCACACCGGCUGAUGGCCAGGUCGGUCCGCCCCAUAGCUUGGAGAUGUCCCCCUCCAGCCUGCAGAACUACGACGACUGCCAAGUCAAAGGUUGUGAUGCUGCUGACCCUUUAAGUAUCAACCACCUGCCUUCCUCCAUUCUUCUUAAGGUUCUCUCAAACUUGACGGUGAAGGAGCGCUGCCUGUGUGCUUCUUUAGUCUGCAAGUACUGGAGGGAUCUCUGCUUGGACUUCCAAUUCUGGAAGCAAAUUGACCUCAGUGGCCUACAACAAGUAAACGAUGAUCUCCUGGUGCAAAUAGCCUCUCGGAGGCAGAAUGUGACGGAGAUAAACAUCUCAGACUGCAGGGGGGUCCACGACCACGGCGUCUCGGCUUUGGCCUCUCACUGUCCAGGUCUGCAGAAGUACACGGCGUACAGGUGCAAGCAGCUGGGAGACUCAUCCCUGGCUGCCUUGGCUGCACACUGCCCUCAGCUGGUGAAGGUGCAUGUAGGCAACCAGGACAAGCUGACAGACAGGGCGCUUAUAAAGAUAGGAGAGCGCUGCAGUGAGCUGAAGGACAUUCACCUGGGUCAAUGUUACGGCGUCAGUGAUGACGGCAUGGUGGCUUUGGCCAAAGGAUGCCCCAAACUGCAGAAGCUGUACUUGCAGGAGAACAAACUGGUGACUGACCAGUCGGUGCGAGCAGUGGCUGAGCAUUGUCCAGAGCUGCAGUUUGUUGGAUUCAUGGGAUGCCCCGUGACGUCCCAGGGAGUCAUCCAUCUCACCGCACUUCGCAACUUGACCGUCCUGGACCUGCGGCACAUCUCCGAGCUGAACAAUGAGACGGUGAUGGAUUUGGUAAGGAAGUGUCGCGAACUCAGCUCCCUCAACCUCUGCCUCAACUGGAGCAUCAAUGACAGGUGUGUGGAAAUCAUCGCCAAGGAGGGGCGGAGCCUCAAGGAGCUCUAUCUGGUCUCCUGUAAAAUCACCGACCACGCUCUGAUAGCCAUAGGCCAGUUUAGCAGCACCAUAGAGACGGUGGAUGCCGGGUGGUGUAAGGACAUCACAGACCAGGGAGCCAUGCAGAUUGCACAGAGCAGCAAGUCCUUGCGCUACCUGGGCCUUAUGAGAUGUGACAAGGUGAAUGAGGAGACGGUGGAGAGGUUGGUGGUCCAGUACCCUCACAUCGUGUUCAGCACAGUGAUGCAGGACUGCAAGAGAACCCUGGAGAGGGCUUAUCAGAUGGGCUGGAGCCCCAACGCUUCCAAUGCCUCGUAGCUAUGGCUGGAUUACACACACGCACACACACAUACACACACACACACAAAUACAUAUGUAUGUAUGCACAAAAGGACCAUUUAUAUUGCAAACAUUGACACGUGUGCACCGCAUUCUCAGCUCGGUUCUAUUUGCGUUUCAUUUGCUGUUCAAACACGCACGUGAUCACCAGUCUACCAUUAGGUUAUAACCCAACGAAAGCCGAUACGUUUGUCAUCAUCCAGUCCAAAAGCAACAGUACGCUGCUCCUUUUUACUUGAGUGUGUCAAGUCGUUGUGGUAUUUACUACAGCGGAGGAAAGAACACCAACAUCGGUAGACUGCAGUGGACGCAGAGAUGAACGAUAACAACGGCAAUCUCGAAGAGAACAAUCUACACACACCAUCCCGCCAAAGUCCUUUGAGGCGUUCAUUUCCUCCAAGGCGACGCCCACUGGAGACGAAGACCACGACGACACCACCGACUUCUGCGCUCCCGUGAGGGUCUUGGGACAAAUGUGCGAUGUUUAUCUUGACUUUCUUGCUUGUGCGGUAUCAUGUUAAGGGAUUUGUGGAUUUCUGUGUGUGUUUAGAUCUUUUGUAAAUGUUGUCGUGGUGGCACACACACACACACACACACACACGCACCCACACACCCACACAAGAUUGGCUCCAGUUGUGGUCCACCCCCUGUCCCCUCCCUUUUGCAACGGAAUAGCAGGAAACCACAUUGAUUAUGUGUCUAAAAAGUGCAUGAUUAGAUUGAGAUUGGCAUCUGAUUUAGUGACUGAAAAAAGAUCUCAAAUUGGAAUGAGCAUCUGCAUGAUAUCAGAGCAAUACUUUUUUUUCCCAUUGCAUUGCUGGAAAAAGAAGAUGCCUUUACUGAAACAUCAUCCAAAAUCAUGACAGUGGAGCCUCGAAGGUCGAACAACACAACAAUACAUUUUUUGGAUUGUCACAGCAGGAAAUAAUGGGAUUACAGAUCAUCUGUUCCAGUGUCAAACUGUCACCCUCAUUACUUACACUAAAUGUGGAGCAGGCGGUGUUUUCAUUUCAUGCUUUAAAAAGACGUUAAGAUGGGUAUGAUCAUUGAGGAAUUUGAAUUCCGUCAAUUUUGUGGAAUUGAUUGACCGAUCGCGUGUUGAAGAAAUGUUGUCAAAAUGGAGCUGUCUAUCACACAUACACACACACACAUACACACACACACACACACGGUAUAUUCAGUACAGGCCAAAAGUGUGGACACACACAAUACAACCGCAAUGGUCCCAACCCCAUUAAUAAGGCAAGACAUCCCACUACGUAACCCUGACAAGGCACACCUGUGGAGUGAAAACCAUUUCAGGUGACGACCUCGUGAAGCUCAUUGACAGAACACCAGGGGUUUGCAGCGCUGUCACAAAAGAAUUCUGAGACAAAAUAUAUGCCUAAGACAUAUUUAGACUUAUUUCACAGGUUUUUUGUCAAGUACGUAAUUCCACGUGUUCGUUCAUAUAUAUAUAUAUAUAUAUAUAUAUAUAUAUAUAUAUAUAUAUAUAUAUUAUACCUGUAAAUAUAUUUUGGAAACUUAAUUGUCAAUGUGUAUACUAGUCAUAGUUUAUAAAGAUAUAUUAACGGAUUCUUAAUUUAGCAAAAUGUAUAAACCGGUACAUAUAAUAAUAAAAUAAUAUAUAUAUAAUCUUUUAUUAGUUGAAACUUAUUGAAUAUACUAAUAAUAGUAGCCAUUGUAAUAGUCAUUUAUUUGUAAUUUCCCAACAUGUCUAUACAUAUAAUAUGAAUUUUCCAACAUUUAUAUGAACAUAUUUUUCUUCCUCUUUCAUCUUAGUGAGUCAAGGAAAUUGUAUAAAUUUCCAUCCCUAUUUUGUUUGUUUUCUUAUCAUCGAUGCCGACCUGUUGUCGCCAUAUUUGACUGAAUGGCCAAGACGGUUGUGUACCACUUUAGCCACGCCAUAAUAACUUACAUCUCCAGUUCCACAAUUGUGAUCCCUUUUUGUUUUUUCUUCUUUCCAGUCUUUUGGUGACAUCACAAAAAUGCAAAAAAUAGCCCCCCCCAAAAAAAGCAAAACACCGUGCGUCUUUAAUCAUCUGGUUGUUCACUUCCAGUAUUGCAGAUAUUCUCACAAAACAACUUCCCAGGCGUAUAUUUCCGUGUAGUUUUCGACCUUAGAGGUUCUACUGCAUUGACCAAAAGCACUGUAACGGAAAUAAAACCCUUAGCAUGAGAUUUUACACUCAUUUUCAGGUCAAGACCUAGAAAUGUGGUUCCUGCCUCGGACCCAACCUGACAAAAAAAACAUUGUGCGUCACCAUGUAUUCAUGAAGUGUUACUUCCUACAAAGGUGGUGAACUUAGGAAACCCUGCCUUGGCGGAUGGAUGCCACCUAAUCAGUCACACGAAAUAAAUAUGUAUCUUCUCUUAUUUUAUCAUAUUCCCAUUGUAUGCCCUGAUAUAUUCAUAUCCAUAUACAGUAUUUGGGAUUUACGUAGCCUUAUAUUGAUUUUGAGCAUAUACUUGUAACGUUAGCUAUGUAGCAGUUGACAGAGGGAUUUCUUCGUCAUAGAGAUCAUGAAGCAGAAGUUGGACGUAGCGGAGCGUUGAUCAUGAGCCAUCAGCAUGUAGAGUGCAGACAAGCACAGGGUCUUUUUCUACGCCUUCAGCCUCCUCCCAGACUAGUCGCCCGGCUCGGAACAAUAGCUUCUUUUGGACGAUACUAAUGUACAGUACAAUGUCGUUUGAGUACAGCAAGACUUUAUACGGCUUAAGAAGAUUUCACACAAGUAAAAAGUUGAUUUUCCCCUUGUCAGGAUUUGUAGACGUUCCCAGACAGGGGGGCCGCUUUCACCGUCUGUUUUUGUUCUUUUCUAAUCCCCCGUACACACGUUCUCCUCUCUCUGCUAGAUGUUGACAUACUUGAUUCUUGAUUUGUUAAGGCAAGCGUAAAUGACUGCAUUUACAUAAAGAUGAAUAAAACACUACAACUUCAAGCUUUGGCUCGCUUUCUUUUAUACGUGCGUGAAAUUGAGGCGGCACGGAAUAUCUAAAACAGCAGGGAAACGUUUUUUGGGGGGGGGUUUCACUUUGAGUUUUCAUAAAAGUGGAGACGGCUCUUGGCUGCAAGCCUUCGUCUGACUCGUUGUUACUUCAAUGACAUUUCUAGACCAUAAUGAGUAUGAUGGUCAACAUGGUAACAUUAGCAACCAGCAAGGAUUGCACAUGCUAGCGGAUGAAAUGCAAAUAAGGAUGCUAACACGUUGCUCGUCACAUCCAAAGGUCACUGAAUGUACAAAUGGGACAUAGUUUAGGUGUUGUUAGAAAUAAACAUGUCUUCCUCAGAUACAAGAAAUCUUCGUUUUUCCACUUUGUGUUUAUUUGCGACUCAGCUCACUGAUGGUCCAUGUUCUUUUCGAACAGGCACAAACCUUUCCCAGAUUAUUCCUGUUAAAAUACCCAUACUAUUAUAGUAUGUUUCAACAAUUUUAAAUGCAUAUCAGAGGUCCCAAAAUAUUAUAUUUUAUAUUACAGUUGUCCAUCGCAGUUUGAACAUCGCGCCCUCUCUCUAUCGUGGACUUUUAAAAAUGUAUUAUUGAAUAAAUAGUCGCUGUUUUGUGGUUGACUAUAUCCUAUUGUUAAUCAAAAAACAUUGAAAGACAAGUUAUGUUUUGUAUUCUGGUCACUAGGCGUCAAUAAUGUUACCUUGAUGAGACAUGACCUUGGAUGACAUGACCUUAGCACUGCGUGGAGUCAGCCGUGGCAGAGUGGAAAAACUAAGUUCUCCCAUUUCUUGUGGAAGUGGUAAGUUUUCAGCUUCUUACAUUGUUGUUCUUCCCCACUCCUUUUGAAACCCUAUCAUAAGUUUAGAAUCAAGAAAUUGAAGGCUAACUAGUUAGUUCGGUAGCAUGUUAUGCUUAAAGCGGCGGCCGUCUCGUAUGUCUUUGCAGUGAUCCCAUAGCCUGCGCAAUGUGAUGUAAAAAAAUAAUAAUAAUAGGAGUGUAGGUGACUAUAGGGAUUUUAAUUUUAUCUCUACAGGGUUCUAACACCGUAAAACCCUUAUUUAGAAAGUCAUAAAGAGGUUUUCUAUACUCAAACUACAAAAAUAGUCUUCUCUCUAAUUCAUUUAUCAUUAUACUGAAAGUGUUUUGUGCAAAAUCUAGCCUCGAUUCUGGAAUUUAGACAGUUUAAAAGUGCUUUUAGUAAUCCCUACUGCGAACACGCUGUUUUGUGUGUCUGUAGCUUUAACGCUAACGUGCUGCGUUGACAAAGUGUGUGGCUUUUGUGCCCUUUAUCCACUUUUACAUAUGCAACAGUAUAAGACUGAGGAGUGAAACGGGAGGACACCAAUAUGAGCAACACUGUAGCUACUGUAUGUGAGCUACAGUGCUGACAGUCACAAUUUAACAGCGACAUCAUGCUAGGUUAGCCUGUUCGCUGAAGAAAAUCAAAACAAUCAAACGUACUUCUCCUAUGUCUGGAGCUGAUUGACAAAAGCCUGUUUUAUGAACAAAGCUGCCCUCCGUGGUGGGUGUAAGUACUGUAUACACGGGGUGGGUCCGAGGUGGUGUCAUGUCUAAGACGAAGGAGUUUUGACCUUCAUAACCUCAUGAAAACCCACAACUUCAAAAGUGAGCGUCUCUUUCUUGGUGAGAAGGGAGGGAGACGAAAUCUUUUCCUCACAUUAGAACACCAUGAACUCAGUUUUGCAUAAUUGAACAUGUUAAGAAUGUUGUCUUUGAAACCUAUGGAGCUUCAUGUAAAUAACAGAGGGUCUUAUUGUGGUCGUAAAGUGUUGAAAUGAUGUCUGGGGAACGACGAUCGUGUUUACUGAUGCUACUUUUAGUUUGAGCUGCCAGGACAGCCUUGCAUGGCGUCAAUCAACGUGUCAUUUUAGGUCCAGCACUGAGGUAAGUCAAGCGUCGUUAAAUGCAGUCUAUGUGAUAAUGCUGUAAUAUCAGUCAAGAUUUGUUUCCCAGUGCUUGUGCAGAAAGAAAAACCCUCUCCUUCAAUGGCUUGUCCGUUCAUUAGCCGUGACAAGGAGAGACAUGAAUAAUUUGCCUUUUGGCUUUGGCUCCUCUACAUCUGUUUAAGGCCUUCUCAUUUCACAACGACACCACUUUUUAAUGUCUUGGCUACAAAUGAGCUGAUCUCCUCCGCACCACAUUUCCCAUUUCUCUCUCUGGGGUAAAUUAUGCAGCCUGGUGAAUUUUAAUGCCGCCAAUUAGCCCCUCUGCAAAUGUGAGUGUAUGCCAUCGAUUCCCCCGCUGAUUGAGGUGGAUUCCAUCAAUGCUUCGCACUCCUCGGACUUCUGCAAUAUUCAUCAAGGUGGAAAGGAGGCGUUGGGUUGAGAGACUGCCCUCUGGAACGGAGAAAAGACGCUACAUGGUGAGGUUGCUGCAAACGGGAGUGUGUAAUUAAGAUGUGUAAAUAUUCAUGCGGCCGUAAUACAUUUUUAAUGAGGUGCUGGGAAGAACUGACACUGACCAUGCAGGGCGUUAUUACAUUGGACCUGCAAGGACAUCUUUGGAGUUUGGGGGAUCAAAUCAUUGCUGACAGGAUCCCACCAAAUACCAUAUUGACCUGAAUAUAAGACGCGAUGUUUUUGCUAAAGGAAAGUCUACAAACCAACAGGUGCUCUGUCUUCUCCUCUUGCAAGUCAGCGCUUUUCUUCCACUCACUCACACAAAGACGCAACCGGGCCCGUUGGAAGAAUGUCACUCAAAGGUUGUUAGCAAACAACAGAGGAGGAGUCAUGAUGCUAUUUUUAUCAACUCCUGGUGACAAGUGAAGCAGAGUCUUCAACCAGUGUACAGCAGCUAACAAAUGAGAUGUUUUAUGUUUUAUUGUAAUUUACCAGUGUUUUUUUUCACUGAUUUUGAAAACAUGGGUCUUGAAGGAGAGGGAAGUGGACAUCUUUUCUUCCGCUUAUCCGGGUCCAGGUCGCGGGGGCAGCAGUCUCAGUAGGGAAGUCCAGGCUUCCCGGUCACCCGGCCACAGCUUCCAGUUCCACCGGGAGGACACCAAGGCCAGCUGUGAGACAUAAUCCCUCCAUCGUGUCCUAGGUCUGUCACGGGGUCUUCUCCCGACUGGGCAUGCCUGGAACACCUCACCAGGGAGGUGUCCAGGAAGCAUCUGUAUUAGAGGCUGGAGCCACCUCAACUGGCACCUCCUGAUGCGAAGGAGCAGCGGCUCUACUCUGAGCUCCUAAGGGAUGACUAAGCUCCUCAUCCUAUCUCUUAUACUCUGUCGAUCAAUAAUGGAAGGUCCUGCAACAGGUAGUCAAAGACAAAUUUGCCGUUGAGCGGUUUGUUUUUUCUCUCCACCGUUGCUAACGGGAUGUUUUCUACCCCAGGGUAUUCACCAGGCUUGUCCCAAGUCUGUCCUGGCUGCUCCCAACCUCCCAAGGUGGAAUAUUGGUGGAGCGACGAUACGAUACGAUACGAUACGAUACGAUACGAUACGAUACAAGGGAAAAGCGAAUGAAUCCCGACUUGAACCAACUGUGUAAAAGGGGCGGAUGAUGCAUGGCCGUGUGUCCCAAAAGAGAUUUCUGUAAACUGUUUGGACAAACGUCUUGGGAUUAAUUAAUCAGGCCGUUGGCCUGCGGCCGCUUUAGUCUUCAUCCUUCUCAAGACAUUUCGGACUAUUCUUCCAACUUUGUGUAGGAGGAGUUUUGGGAAGUUUCCCAAGGCAAAAAGCAAGGUUCGUUACUGGAUACUUGGAUGACUUUGGUUGGUGUGGAAGACCUGACAGAGACCUGACCUCAACCCCCGUUAAACACCUUUGAAAGCAAGUACAACACAAAGAAUAAAAAUUCCCAUAGAUGCGCUCCAAAAUGUUGAGAAACUCGUCCCAGAGUAAUGGAGGAACUCCAGACUGUCUUCCAGAUGUUUUUUGUCCAUAAUGAGAACCUGCGUGGAAGACAUGAUAAUUGAUCUUCCCAGUUUUAUCCCAUUCAUCUUCCUCUCAUACGUUUCAUCAGCAGUUCUCAUAUUGCAUCCCCUUCCUCAUGUUACCUUCCUGUUCCUCAUGGUUCUUCUGCAAGGGUCCGUUCAUCCUUUUCACUCCACACCGACUGCGCUUUCCUCUGGCAGCUCCUCCACAGCUUUCCCCCUUUACCCAAUCCCAACGCAGAUUCUUCAUCUCCUUUGGAAAUUAUGCUUAGAGAGCCUCGAUAUUUCGGCAUAUAAAGGAAGAAUCAUUCCUGUCCAUCAUCAUACACAGUUCUCACCCCCACUCCCCAGAGGACAAUGCACAUUGGGCAAAGUGCAGUAUGUGGAGUAGUGAAGAUAUUAAUGGGUUGACUUUGUAACUGAUGCGGCAAGAACCGACCCUGAGAAGAUAUUCAUGACUCCAAAGGAACCUGUGCAGUUCUGGCACUUGAGGGGGACCCACAGAGUGGGUUUGAAUUACGUCAGUUGGUUUGUUUUCUUAUAUAUGUGCCCCGUGGUCGACUGCUGAGCACUCCAAAUUUUGAAGUAUGGAGCUUGGACCUCUUUGUGUGGACUUUUCAUGUUCUCCUCAUGCCUGGGUUUUUUCCGGAUGUUUCGGCUUCCUCACGCAGUCCAACAACAUGCAUGUUGUAGAUCAUGCAGGUUAAUUGGAGACUCUAAAUUGUCCUUAGGUGUGAAUGUGAGUGUGAAUGGUUGUUUGUCUAUACGUGCCUUGUGAUUGCCUGGCGACCAGUCCAGGGUGUAGCUCGCCGUCAGCGAGGAUAGGCCAUUCCCGCCGUAUAACAAGCAUUUUAACCAGGCGCUGCAUCUGGAAAUUGGACUGAACAUAAUGGAGUGGAGCCUGAACCGGAAGCUACAAUAAAGCCAGCAUUCCACGCUCAUAAAGAUAAAAAAAUAAAUGAGAUUUGUUAAUCCACUAAAAAUGUUGAUGUAAUAAGCUGUGGCCGCCUGGACAGAAUGUUAGAAUGUGUUGGCAAGGAUAAUGAAGUCCCUCCGACUCUGCAUGGAACGCCUCCGUGUAGAUGUUGUCUCUUCCGCUCUAACAGGAGUUAAUUGCAGCAUUUAGGGCGGAGCUGGGCCGAGCUUCUUCGCAGCAAAGGUUAAUUAGAAACGGACAAAGCAAAAGGAUGUCCGCAUUUCUUUUUCCUGGCGAAAAAUGAGACAGACUCAGUGAUUGGACAGGAAGAGGAACAAUUUCUCUCUACAACGAUCCUCAUUUCCAUGCACGCUCGGCCGUUGAUAUGCAGAUGUGGCGAGCGGAUGACAUUUAAAAAGUACUUAAUUGUGCAAAUCUUUGUUUUACACCAGAAAGGUCAGGGAUAGGGACAAUUUCAUCAUCCAGUGAACCCUCCCUCCCACACGCCCUCCAGCCCCCUUCCUUCCAUGGCUGGCCAUGGCUUUUGAAAGUGUUUCAUGAAUAUUUAGAAGCACAAACUGUUUGAAAAACGUAUUUGAAUCCAAUUCCUAAGUGCAUAAAUCAAAUAAAGUAUCUAUUGGGAAUUCAUUGGCUAUCUUUUCUCUGCUAAUACGGUUUGGAAAACAGGAUGAAGCUGAAUUCUGCGGGUUAGCUCCUGACGUGAAUGCCGACGAGCGUGCACCCGGUAUUGAAGAUUCAGCAGGUGCACAGAUUGGAAAUUUUACACCUGGUUUCUCCUGAAUAGCACAAAUGGGUCUAUAAUUGCUCCAUUUCAUCACUCCCCCACCCUCCACCCCCACCCGGCUUGAUGACAUUAAGGAGAGCUUGUUUUGAGAACAGAAUACAUCCGAGCGGGGAUUUGAGCUGUGGGAUAUUUUGGGAUACUUUACAUUGUACGUCGCUGUAAAAAACACACACGGUAGCUCACAUAGCUAAGUACACUCAUCACAUUUCAUUCACGGUAUCAUUAAAAAAUGUAUUAUUGUAUUGUAUUAUUAUUAUAAAUGUAUUAUAUGGUAGCAUUGAGGGGAGUUGCUGCCGGUGUGCCCAGCAUGCCUUGUGGCUGCUGUGUCUUCACUUGUGUUGCAAGCUAUUUAGACAAUGAUGGUUGAGUCAUUUGCCGUGGAUAGUCAAUUAAUACUGCUAUACCAGCUGUACACUAACUACUCAAAAGUAUCUUCAAUUCUAAAAAUAUAUAUAGAACAAAAAUGCUUGCUGAAAUGUGAGGUGCGUACUCAAUUUUGUCAGGAACUGUAUCUCCAGUCUUGUCACGUUUUUGGUUUCUAUGCAAAACACGAAGAACAACUCGGCCCCAAGACAAAACACAUUUUUCCAGAUUUGGAGAUACAUGUUUUUCAUUACUCAUUGCUCAAUAAGGUUCGACAUGUCAUUCAGCUGACGACUUUUUGGAUCUUACAUCCUCCCGCGUGUGGUUUUCAUCCGGGCCUGUUCAGGAGCUACAGAUGGUCGGGUCGAGGCCCCAGCGGUGUUCUGGGGGUCUCCCGGCCCAACUGCUCUGACAUGUCAGACAUGCUGGUAUGCCUCGUCACUCCCCACUUCUCCAGCGUAACAAAGGUUUUCGGCCAGCUCCCCUCUGGAGCGACAGGCCCAAGUGGCUUGCAGGGACGUGAGGCGUGACGGAGCCCCAGCCUCAAGGCCAAGCGUGUGUGCGCCCCCUCCUCCUCAGAACCCCCUUUCAAAGCCCCCACAAACUACCUCCCCUUUCCUUCCUUUCUCCGGUCCUAGUGUCCAUUUAAUCCCCCUUCAAUUCCAUCUCUCCACACUCAAAGCCUCCAAUCGACCCUGCUCCCUCCUUCACAACACAUUCCACUUUUCAUUUGCCUCCCACAAUUCCUAGCUGCUUACCUUCCUUGGAUCCCCCCCUACCUUGCUUUCUGUCCAGGGGUGUGUAUUUCACACCCUGCUGGCUGGACAGGCUGAGGGUGAUUUCCCAAGGUGCUGUGGUGAUGUCACAACAGCCAGGAUGUGGACAUGAAUAUCAGUUCAUCUUCAUAUUUAGAGGCGGUGAAUUAACAAGUCAUAUAAUGCUUGCUGCUCUUUCCUCUGACCUGUGCAAUAAUGAGGCGCAUUGCUACGCUGCUUUAUGGCUUAUGUUGGACACAUUAUGACACCAGAGGGGCUGAUGUGCGCAAAGCCAGACAAAAUGACAACGAUCCAACUGUGCGUCAUGUGAAAAAUUGUGCAUUCAGUCAACCCAGCAUGCAAGCCAGGGCAAUUGUUUCCCUCUGUACAGACUUAGCAGGGGUGUCCAAUGUCUGGCACGGGGGGGGGGGAUUUGUGGCCCACAGCUUGUUUAUAGGGACGCUGUUUUAUGCUGCCGAUUCCGUUACAGAUCAUCCAUGAGUGAGAUCGCACAUUUUUCAAUUGAUUUAUGAUUUGUGGUAUUGGUCAGCGGUGCAGUAAGACAAUUCCAAGGCCCCCUGGCAAAUAGGUAAUUAUGAAAAAAUAAACAUUUGGGCGGAUUGGGGUUUUUUCUGGCCUUUAUUUGUGUGAAACAAUUUUUAUACUAUUAAUCACAAACUGGAAUUGAAUUUGAUGCAGUGUUUUGGAGUUUUACAUGGGAAAUAACAACAUUAACAGAAUAAAUCCAGUGUCCGGGUUACAGGGGUCUCCAGCUUGCAUCACUAUUAGAGCUCUGUGACUAGCAACAUCGCAAUUGUACACGACUUUAUUGACCAAGCAGAUCUCCACUCAGUGCAGCCAUCGUCUUUAUGCUAUUUUGUGCUCACUUGUCAUUAUACUGAGAUCUUGUCUAAAUGAUACGUGGAUGGUGGGAACUACUUUUUCUUCCGCCUGGGUAAGUGCGUAAUGCAUAAGCGCAGCGGCGCACUGCUUAAGCCACGUUUACACUUGCACGCAUUUCCUCCCCGCAGUGUGGCAGCGUGCCAAUGCGUACAUUGGUCGUAAACAGGUGUGAAAUAUGUGUAAACUGUGCUUGAAAUGUUUAAUGUUUUUGAGGCAUGCAUAAUUUCCUUGAACUAGUUGCGAACGCACCGCGACCAACGCCUAAACAAUGUGGGCAGUGCAUAUCGAAGUGUGUCUCAGCGUGUCCCAUUCACAUGAAUGGGUUAACUUUUCUACCACCUCUUGGAGUAAGUUGGGGGGAAUUCACAAGUAAUUACUGUAGCCCCUUGGAUCAUCUCUGGGAAUUUCUGUUAAUAAGUCAUCAUAAUGCCCAAAAUGAUGUCUUCUAGUCAACAAUUCCCUUUACCACACUGUCCAUGCCUCCUUUUUUCUAUUUUAUGCCUCCUUCCUGCUCUUUCUGCAUUGUCUUGUCUGCAGCUGCAAGAUAAUAUAGACUUAGCUUUCUUUUCUACAAUGAGAAUUUCGUCUUUUAACAUUUUGUCGGCUCGGGGUGAUGCCCGCUGUUGUGUGGCGUCACGAGGGACACAGCCGGACCAAAUAAUGCCAACACUGCUUCACGAAUGCAGGAAGUGGUAGUGACAAUGCACACCCCAUGCAGGAGCAAUGCACGUGGCGUGUACUAUUGUCGUGCACUAGACGUAAACAGUACUUGACAAGGUGUAAAUACUUUGUGCAGGAGUGUUGUCUUUUUAUGCCAAUGCGCCCCAAUUUUCGUUCACGGAUUGUGUGCCUAGUGCAUAAUUUAUGCAUAAACAGAAUGUAAACAGUGCGCAAACUAGUCUUUGUGCUUUUCAGCCAUGCCAUAAGUAAAUAAAUAAAUGACACGCAUGGCCAAAUUGCGCGACACUGCGGGGGCAAAAUCCCUGCAAGUGUAAACAGCACUUUAGUCAGUCAGUUUCAGUCUGUUCAAACGAUGGCCGAUCGUAGUGGAGACGUAUGAAUUACUUUUCAUUCUUAUAGUAGUUCUUAAUAAUUAAUCAUUUAUCUUAAUGGCUUUAUUAAGUUACUUCUUUCCUCUUUGUUUAAAAUCACAUAUUUUAUAUCAUUUUGUCCUCUGUUUUUAGCUUGGCUAUAUUGUAAAUGACGCCGCUACUCAAUAUACUUCAGUUUAAAAUAAAUAAAUAAAGAACUGAGGGCUAUAAAAUACUUUUUGGAAUUGAGCAGACACAUUAGGUGUAUUUGCACAAAGUAUUGGCUUGGGAAGGAAAUCACUGGUAUCGCACAUCACUAUAACGACCUUUGAGACACAAUGGAUUCUAGUGGGUCUCUCGAGGGCACUGGUGUGUGUGAGUGACAAGAAGAAAAGCACUGACUCGCUUGGGUUAAGUCGUAUGGCACCACCGUUGGUUUGCAUGUAUACAUUUGUACAAGUGUUUUUUUUUUUUUUUUUUUUUUACCCCUGUCCUGUCCAGCCUUUAAAGCAGAUAGAAUUGUAUACCUAAAUGCCGUCAAGUGCUCAACAGAUUUACUCUGCCAGAGAGAAGUGUGAUAUACACUUCCCCUGUCAUACAAAAUUUAUUCGACCUUGAUGCUUGUUAUAAAGCAAAUUUGGAGCGACCGGACCGGAGCAGGAGGGGACAGAGAAGAAGAGAAAAGGAAACGGGGGGGGGGGGGACAAAAACAAAAAAAAGAGAGACAAGGACAACAGCAGCAACAACAACAAUUGUGACAGAACAACAGAAACAUACAGAACGACAUCAGCAAAUAAAUGUCCGUGACAACUAUAAAGACGAACAAGAAUAAAGGACAAAUCAAUAUCAACAACCACAAUGACAAAGCUGUCAAUGACAAUCAGACAUAAUAGCAGUCAUGAAACGAUGAACUAUGACAGUGAUCACAAUGACAAUACUGCAUUGAAACAGUCGCACACAAUAGCAGUCAUGAAAUGAUGAAUUAUGAUAGUGAUCACCAUGAUAAUACCGCAUUGAAACAGUCACACAUAACUGUAGUAAUGAAAUGAUUAUCCAUGAUAGUGAAUAGAAUCAAAGUUACUGUAAUGCACAUCAUUGUAAAAAAAAAAAAAUACAUAUACACACAUAUAUACAUACAUACACAUACAUAUAUAUAUAUAUAUACACAUAUAUACCGCACAUACACACAUAUAUAUAUAUAGUCAUACUGCUGAUAUCACCGUCGCUGUAAUAAAACCAACAACAUAAUAACACCCUGGUUAACUCAGUGAGUAAUGUGGGGAAGUACGUAUGUACUGUGAGUGUGCAUAUGUACAGGUAUCUCUGUAUGUAAGGAAGACUUCAUAUAUAUAUAAAGGUGCAGGAAUGUGUGGGCGUGUGAUUGUCACUGAGAGUGCAUGAAAGGAAAGGGGCCGCCUUCCACCUCCCAGAGAGCCCCGCCCCAAAUAGCAAGGCCGGGCCCCGGCCGCCAGAAGGCCACCAGGCCCAUAGGGGCAGGCAGCACAAAGAUCAGUGCCCCAAGAGCCAGCCCAGAGAGCCCCCCCCCCCCGGGAAGACCAGUAAGGGGCCGAAGAGAGGUAAUCCCAGCCAAGGACAGGGCGCCAGCGGGCCGGAGGACUGCCAACCCCUGAGACCAGCGAGAGAUCACACCCCACAAAGGCAGACGGGUACCGGGGGCCACAAACCGGCAGGCCCAGAGACGCCUCCACAGCCGGAAAGAAGCCCGCCCGCGCCGGAAGCGCCAAUUCCCGCCCACCGCCACCCCCACCCCCAGGGAGCGGAGCCCGGCCCGCCCCGGGCCAACCCCCGCCCGACCCCCGACACAGGGCCGCCCCGCCAAGGGAUGCAGGAGGCACACCCUCCACCCACCCGGCAGAGGCACGGGCGGCAGAGAUGUAUCGCCCAGCACCUGAGCCCACGGAGCAAACCCCUGUAUGCCCCCCCCUAAACUAAAAUAAAUAAAUAAAUAAAAAUACACACACGCACGCACAUACACACUCCUACGCACCCACACACACGCACAUAAACACUCCUACGCACAAACACACCCCUAUGCGCACGCUCAUACACACUCUUACUUACUCAAGCGCGCACACACACACACACACACACACACACACACACACAGUGGUCGACUGCCCGACACCCGGAAGCCCCACCCUAUCCCCCGUUGGUAACCCAAGGAGCAGCGGAGCCGGGGACCCCGGGGUCCCAGACAUACGAUCCAGAACCCAGGGGCGGAGAGCGCAGACCGCCGGGGAGCAGGAAGACACCCGGCCACACCCCCCCAGCGGUAGGACGCCGCCAGCGAGGCAGACAGGGGAGUCAGCGAGGAGGAGAGCGGGAAACUGAGCAGGCAGGCGGGAAAACGGG